AACAUGCAUUGUACACCUACACCUCUGUUCACCAGCUGUUAAUUUUGCUAGCGUGGUUUGCGAAUUUUUUUUAUUUGCGUCCUGUUAAAUUUUCGCCAAAUUCACCAUGAUGAAUAUCAUUGCCCUGGUCAUACUGUUUAUUUCAUGUGAUCAGCAAUACAGCGUUUUCGCGAACCCCACAAGCAACAGCUGCAUCCAUGAGUGCGUGAACAAUUCGGGACAGUCAUCCGAUCCCUUAACUCUCAUAAUGUCUUGGACACCAGCGGUGCCCAAUGUCCCCGCCCGGCAUUUGCACGACAUUACCACAUUCCCGCCACAGCCGACCAUAAUCCUCCCCGAUAUUACCAUCUAUCCGCAUAAAUUCUGCACGCAAAAUACAUCCGCCAACGGCAGCGAUGUCGUCCUUUUGGCGGUGAUGACCGAACCGGAGGACAGCGUUCUUCGCAUCGAAUACCGGCAGAUGUGGAAUCAGUAUCUUCCUUAUAUCUCCGGGAACCUAAUGUUUUUUCUACCUGUCUCACACGCCCCGAAGAUUCAGGAAACCAUUCAACAGGAAGCGCUGCAGAACGGGGAUAUCCUGCAACUGAACACACCGGCCAGUUCAACGGAAAAAUACCUUGAGACACUGGCCGCAAUACAAUGGGCCGACGAAAACUGCCCGCAUAAGUUUAUGCUGCGGAUGGAUGUCGAUGUGCUUGUGCAAGUGGCAUCAUUGAAGACGAUAUUGGACAACGCGCUGUUUAAACGUUUGGACGACACAGCGGCAAUUUUGGGUGACGUUAUUGAUGACGAGGGUGCGGUUAACACAUCCAGCUCCCCGAAAUUCAUCCUGGGUUCGUUUUACAUUAUUACCCGGCCAGCUUUUCGUCGCCUCGUCGAAGCAUGUCGGCGAAUACGUCCUAUCUCCCCGGAGGAAGUCUACCUGACUGGAUCGUGUGCGGAUGCCGGUCGUGUGUUGCGCAUCCAAGUGGAGGAAGUGGAGAUUGAGCGUGAGUUAACGCUGUGGCGCCGAAUGUUCUCCUGCCUGCCAUCCCAUGUUCUUAGUGUUACCGGCGUGGGCAAAGAAAACAUCCUUCAGAACUGGCGGAAAGCGGUGCGUGCCAGCUGUUAUGUGUGACGGUAAUCACUGGCCACUGGGAAUAUCGAAAACGGUGCACCGUUGAUGGGUAAUUUUGUGCCGGAUGAUUCAAACUCGGGACGAGGUUUAUCCGUAAUUAUCGCUGAGACACGUCUCCAAUAUGUGGAGACGGAUUGUAAAUUGUAAUGAUAUUCUUCUCCGGUGCAAUCUCUCUUAAACGUCUUUAUGUCUUCAUACGUUGCCCAUAUCCUCCUGGAUGUGGUUUCUUUGGUUUGAAUUUGAGAAUUAAUUUCUAACGGUUAAAAUUUCCACGGUUAACGGUUAAAAUUUCUAACGGUUAAUUUUCCACUGAAGAA
Paramacrobiotus metropolitanus is the source of this 1434-nucleotide messenger RNA. RefSeq lists its product as uncharacterized. The coding region runs from base 107 to 1117 and encodes 336 amino acids. Gene Ontology annotation, molecular function: hexosyltransferase activity. NCBI's taxonomy places the organism in Eukaryota, Metazoa, Tardigrada, Eutardigrada, Parachela, Macrobiotidae. The transcript is spliced from 3 exons. Gene Ontology annotation, cellular component: membrane. The record is from RefSeq and is a predicted model, not a curated record.